ACGUGGUUGCCGAGGCAACUGGGCGGUGCCAGCGCGAGCAGGAAGGGGGCGUACGUCGAGUUUUUGUCUGCUAGUCUGCGAGACUUCAGGAGUGGCCAUCCCUAAACUUCCAGCCCCUGAGACCUCGGCUUCUGCUCCAGACCGUGCCUCUGCCCCUGGGGGCCAUGGGCCGGAUCUCAGGGCUCGUGCCCUCUCGGUUCCUGACGCUCCUGGCGCAUCUGGUGGUCGUCAUCACCUUAUUCUGGUCCCGGGACAGCAACAUCCAGGCCUGCCUGCCUCUCACGUUCACUCCCGAGGAGUACGAGAAGCAGGACAUUCAGCUGGUGGCAGCGCUCUCUGUCACCCUGGGCCUCUUUGCAGUGGAGCUGGCCGGCUUCUUCUCAGGAGUUUCCAUGUUCAACAGCACCCAGAGCCUCAUCUCCAUGGGGGCUCACUGUAGUGCGUCUGUGGCCCUAUCCUUUUUCAUAUUCGAGCGUUGGGAGUGCACCACGUACUGGUACAUUUUUGUCUUCUGCAGCGCCCUCCCAGCUGUCACUGAAAUGGCAUUAUUCGUCAGCGUCUUUGGGCUGAAAAAGAAACCUUUCUGAUCACCUUCAUGAUGGGAACGUAGAGAUGAAGGCUGGAGGAGCAAGGGACCACUCACCGUUCCUGGAAGAAGGCAGGCGUAGGCUUCAGCGCUCCCACUGAAACUGCAUUUGGUGGAAGAUGUCAGUGUUAGUAGUGUUAAGGUAAUUAUCUCUCGCGUCUAGGCUUAUCAAAGUUUAAUUUAGCUCUUUGUAAUAAAAUAUAUUUUAGAGUAAGAUCAAGACUUAUAAAAAUUUCAAAGGAGAAUCGGGAUGGCCAAACAACUGGAGAAACGGAAGGCUGUUUUCCAGCUUUGGAGACUGCAAGAUAAUAGGUAUCGCUUUUAUUUUGGUUAUUACGGUAGCUGUCUGGCGAAGGGGGUGGGCGGAGAUAUGUAAAUAAAGUGGCGCGUACGACUAGGACUCCAAGCUCGUGAGUGAAUGGAGCAUUCUGGGAGGAAUUAAUUUAUCCCUUUUGGCAGCCAAAUGGAAAAAAAAUUUAUUUUAAAAGAUCUGCAAAUAAAUGUUCCAACAGAAGUGGGGGAGCUUAAAUAAACAGGUUGCUCAGGCUAACGCAUUAUAUAGUCACCGUAGUUGUUAGCGGAAUCUUUUCCCCUGAGUACGGAAUGCCCUAGCAAAAAUUGGUUAUCGUCAGGUAGGAUAAUCCUUACCUGUUCCCCCUUUUUGGGGGGCAGAUUGGAACAUGAUGAUUGGAGUGCGCAUGACUCGUGAUUAGCGUCUCUGCGUGAUCAGGAUUUGCAACACCCUGAUUACUCCUAUCUGAUUCUUCCUGA
This is a messenger RNA of Ceratotherium simum simum (southern white rhinoceros), 1357 nucleotides long. It is a transcript of the gene TMEM107, whose product is annotated as transmembrane protein 107. The record is from RefSeq and is a predicted model, not a curated record. Lineage: Eukaryota; Metazoa; Chordata; Mammalia; Perissodactyla; Rhinocerotidae. Gene Ontology annotation, cellular component: MKS complex. Gene Ontology annotation, biological process: protein localization to ciliary transition zone; non-motile cilium assembly.